Stereum hirsutum FP-91666 SS1 is the source of this 213-nucleotide messenger RNA. RefSeq lists its product as uncharacterized. Bases 1 to 213 code for a protein of 70 amino acids. The record is from RefSeq and is a predicted model, not a curated record. Lineage: Eukaryota; Fungi; Basidiomycota; Agaricomycetes; Russulales; Stereaceae. The transcript is spliced from 3 exons.
AUGCAAGUCACCCAGCUCUUCUUCGCCGUCGCCUCUGCGUUCCUCUUCGUCUCAGGCGUCAGCGCCAUUGCUAAGGACCCCUGGGCCGCUUGCAACGGCGGAAACCAGUACGUCGCUGGCGACUCGUGCAAAUACUACCUCGACGGCGACUCAAACGGACCCAUCAUCUCGGGCACUUGCAAGGCCACCAACGCUGGAUUGCAAUGCCAGUAG